AUGUCGGCCUCCCCACCCAAAGAGCCCGAUGUCGAACAAAGUGCACAGUCUGGCGAAGAGGACCAUUCUAUGGAACAACAAGAAAGAGCAGAAGGCACCGGCGCCGGUGAAUUCGAGGUCAAGGAGCAAGACCGAUGGCUCCCUAUUGCAAAUGUGGCCCGAAUCAUGAAGACAGCCUUGCCCGAGAAUGCCAAAAUUGCAAAGGAAGCCAAAGAGUGCAUGCAGGAAUGCGUGAGCGAAUUCAUCUCGUUCAUCACCAGCGAAGCGUCCGAGAAAUGUCAACAGGAGAAGCGCAAGACGGUCAAUGGAGAAGAUAUCCUGUUUGCCAUGACCUCGCUAGGGUUCGAGAAUUAUGCCGAAGCUUUGAAAAUCUACUUGUCAAAGUAUCGCGAAACCCAAUCUACAAGGGGCGAGAACCAGAACAGACCGACCAGCAGCGGAUAUGGGGGCCCCGUCGGCGGUUCCAGUGUCCCCGGCAAUACCGCGACCGGCAGUGCCUCCGGCUAUGGGCAAUCGGAGAAUUCCAACGAUUUACUGAACCAAGGCCACGGAUUGAAUGCUACAGGCCACGACACCACCAACGCAUACGGCUAUCCCGACGCCGUGCCCACUGGCCACAACGGCAUCUCCAACGACAACUUUUGA
Messenger RNA from Exophiala dermatitidis NIH/UT8656, 645 nucleotides. RefSeq names its product nuclear transcription factor Y, beta. The record is from RefSeq and is a predicted model, not a curated record. Gene Ontology annotation, biological process: regulation of transcription by RNA polymerase II. Gene Ontology annotation, cellular component: CCAAT-binding factor complex; nucleus. Lineage: Eukaryota; Fungi; Ascomycota; Eurotiomycetes; Chaetothyriales; Herpotrichiellaceae. Bases 1 to 645 code for a protein of 214 amino acids. Gene Ontology annotation, molecular function: protein heterodimerization activity; DNA-binding transcription activator activity, RNA polymerase II-specific; RNA polymerase II cis-regulatory region sequence-specific DNA binding. The transcript has 4 exons.